CGUAGCUCCACGUCUUCGCAUGGAGAUCAGAUGCGGGGUUCGAACUUUGUCCCCCCAGCAUCAACUGCGAUCUUCGUCUUCUGCUGUAAUCGACAUCAUCACGCUACACCCACAUUGCUAUCACCCUCACCUGGGCUAUGUCCGCUUCACCAUCUGGGCAGGAUAUGACGGACCAACUGCGGGCCCAGAACCAUGUUUCCACGGGCCCAAAAAACAAAUCUCGCGCUCGCCUCGUUUGUGCAAAUUGUCGUCAGCGCAAAAUCAAGUGUGACGCUGAGAAGCUAGCCCCCGGCGCAAAGUGCACUCCUUGUCGGUCUUCCAAUUGCGCCUGUGCCAUAGACCGCAACGCCGACCGCAGAAGACACGGCGCCUCGCACAAAAAGUUGGUGGAGAUGCAGGAACGUAUUCGGUCUUUGGAAGGCUUGAUUCAGAGAGCGCCAGAUGAGGCCGUUACGAUACCAGUCCUACAUGCUCGUAUGGCUACACCGAUCCCCAUGGUGAUCGACAAGGUCAUGGACGGAUCGCAUCGGGAUGCUACACCUACGGUGAACAUUGACCACGGUCCUACCGCUUCCCCGCCGCAAGACGUGAACGUGGUUGAGCCGGAAGACAUGAUCGUGGUUGACCAGGGUCAGCAGAGCAAUAUAACACCGGAAGUCGUCGUUGUCCCAGAAUGGCCAAUCGAUCCUCCUGGGACCACAACAAUUUUCGACAGUGGUCAUAUUGGCCGCGAACCGGAGAUGCAAUAUGCAGUUCCUGAUCUACCUACCGUACCACCCACGGCGAACGUCAGCCCCCAGCUGGCAAACUCCUACACUGUGACAACCGAGGCGGCUCCACCCAUGCGCGACGACAAAGGCGCCCAGGAUGUCGCAUUUUACGGAGGUACCACGCAGCUCCAAGUCCAGGCCCCUGAGAUAAGGGACCCGGCCGUACGUCCCACUGGGGAUUUUGAACACGAAACGGCUCUCAAUAUGGACUCCGCUCAACUGCGCAAGGCCCUAUUCCGCAUCUUCUUCAAGAUCCAGCCAAACUCCCAGGUCAUCGUUCGGGAAGAUUUAUUCAUGCGUGACCGUGACAAGAGGGGACGGCAUCGAUACUAUUCUAGCUUUCUAGAAAAUUCGCUGCUGGCGGCAGCGACACGGAACAGCACGUCAAGCGCUGUUCGGAAGCUGGGGAAAAAGUACGCGGAGCGAGCCAAGUCUCAAAUUUGCUCCGAACUAGAGCAACAGAACAUUGCCUCUCUACAGGGAUUUCUGUUAUUGAGUGACUUUGAGGCAACCAGGGGUCGAGCGAGACUCGGGUGGACGUACAGCAGUGAGUUUAACGUCGUUGCAACGGUCACGGCGUGUCUGAACCUGACCAUCGCAGAUAUUGCUACCGGAGUGUUGGUCGACCUUGCACUCCACGUGGAUCAUUCCGCCCCGGUCAAGGAGCAGAAUAUGACACAAGACGAUGCAGAAUUCAGAGACUCGCUCUUGCUCGGGACAUUCGUUUAUGCUACCCUUUGGAGUUUGUACCUUGGCCGGCCCAACUCAAUAUCAUCUCCAGUGGUAGCUGCGGUACGCCGCGUGGUCGAAUAUGGAUCUUGCACCACCACGUUGCAGAUGUGGGUCACGCUAUCCCUGCAAAUGAUGGAUAUCAUCGAAAUCUUGAAUUCAACGACUUCGCUUCGAAGCCCUGAGCGCGGCUCGAAACUUCGCCUGUGCUCACUUGAGAUUAACCUGCGUUCGGUCUUCGACAACCUGCCACCGGAGCUCGCCUUUGACGAGCAACGCAUCGACGAACUAGACGCCGAAGCGUACGGUCCUCACAUGCAGUACUCCGGGAUUCAGGUGACUUUGCAUCGUGCCAUGAUCAAGGGAACCAACUUUGCGCCUGCGAUCAGGGACGACAUCGUUCAGCCCAAGAGCCUGGACCAUUUGUAUGCCGUGGUGCAUGAGAAUGCGAUGCGCAUUGCAAGGCUGAUGCUAUCGUAUAGACGAAUAUUCGGCUUGGAAAAUAUCAUUACUGUGAUGCUGGACAACGUAUACGUGGCAGCUAUCGCUCUGACCUCUCACAUCAUCCGCAUGCAGCAGUUGGCUCGGCCUUUUGACAGUGAGAUCCGAUGGCUACGCUCUUUGUACGAAGUGCUCGAGGCCGCCGAGAAGCACUAUCCAGUUACCAUAAGGAUGAGGUCGAGUCUCAUCCAUUUCAUCAGACAGACCCCCCUGGUCAAGUUCUUCCCUGAGAAGGUGCCGACUACGUCACCGAUCAGCGUGCCUGAGAUCGUGCCGGGAGUCUCCGCCGGUCUGGCUCCGGUGAACUUGACCUUCCAAGCGCCACUCAAUCCAGCUUCGCCAACGAACGGCGAUGAGCUUCCCAACUUGGACUUCACGCUGACUACUGAAGAUGACUGGUGGCUGCACGACUCGGCCUGGAACAUGACCACUCUCGCCUUUGACUCUUAG
Molecule: messenger RNA, 2450 nt
Organism: Exophiala viscosa
Lineage: Eukaryota; Fungi; Ascomycota; Eurotiomycetes; Chaetothyriales; Herpotrichiellaceae
Exons: 6
Coding region: 138-2450 (770 amino acids)
Biological process (GO): regulation of DNA-templated transcription; DNA-templated transcription
Molecular function (GO): DNA-binding transcription factor activity, RNA polymerase II-specific; zinc ion binding; DNA binding
Source: RefSeq, a predicted model, not a curated record